Messenger RNA from Etheostoma cragini (Arkansas darter), 1375 nucleotides. RefSeq names its product COMM domain containing 5 (gene commd5). The coding region runs from base 135 to 770 and encodes 211 amino acids. The transcript is spliced from 7 exons. Gene Ontology annotation, cellular component: nucleus. Lineage: Eukaryota; Metazoa; Chordata; Actinopteri; Perciformes; Percidae. The record is from RefSeq and is a predicted model, not a curated record.
AGCGUCAUGUGACGUGAGGGCGGAAGCUGUCACAUAAACAGAAAACUGAUAGAAAGAGCCCAAACGUCUCCACUUUAACUUCUCAUUUUGCUAUUUAAAACCUCCGCAUUUAGCAUAUUAGUGCAUGGUGAGUCAUGUCUGCAAGCUAUACAAAGGACUCCAGUUUUUUGGGAGGCAGGAUACCACCAGAAAUCGACUCAUUGUCGAAAAACCUGAAGGAUGUGGACCAAGAGAUGUUCAGAAAACUACUGAAAGCUGUGGUUAGCGCCCUGGAGGGGAAGGACUGCAGAGAGGUGAUGAAGUCUAUAGCGGAGAGCAGCACCAUCCCCCAGGAGAGGCUCAGUCACGUCGUCGCUGGGAUUUACAGAGUGCUGUCCGAGGCCAUCCGCAUCCCCGCAUCGUCCCUUAAACAGGAGGCUUUCAGAGAAGAUCUCAAAGAACUAAGGAUACCUGAAGACUUUAUCACAGACUUUGCCAGCGUGGUUUUUGGCGACAGGCGUGCAGCUCUAGAUGCAGCAACUUCCCGGAAUGAUCCCCACCUCCCCACAUUAGAAGACUUUAAAUGGAGAGUGGAUGUUGCCAUUUCUACAAGCUCUUUAGCCAGGGCCCUGCAGCCUUCUGUUCUGAUGCAGAUGAAACUUUCAGAUGGGAGCUUUCACCGCUUUGAGGUGCCCGUGUCUAAAUUCCAGGAGCUCCGUUACAACGUGGCUCUGAUUCUCAAAGAGAUGAACGAUCUGGAGAAGAGGAACAUUCUCAAGAUCCAAGAUUGAUACACAACGCCGGCCUGUUAUUUAAUAAAGCUGUCCUCUCUGCUUGUUUUGUCAGAUUUAGUAGAGUUUUGUAAAUUGCAUUGAAUCCAUUUGUAAUCAUUUCAAAUGUAAUAUUUAUAAGAGAUAAUCUGCCUGUCAUGGUGUUAUGAUUUGAUGGUGAUGGUGUUGGCAUCCAACAUACUUAACCGCUGACAGCGAAAUGAUAACAACAGUUAGCCCCCUGGCUGCUUUACAGGAGUGCCUAAUAGCCAUAUUGAAGACAAAAAGACAAGGACUCCCAGCCUGUAUUUCCUUAUCUUGCCUUGUUGUAAACUCUGCAUAUUAGCAUUAUUACAGUGGCUGAUGGGAGAUUUGAGUCAGCUGUAAAGCCUCCAUUGUGCCAAAAUACAAAUGCAGUCAAGUGAGCACUCAGACCCUCUCUUACUGAGUACCUGGUCUCGUGUGCCGUUUGAGACUCUGUCCGCUCACUUCUGAAACAUGAGGAUGUGCAAAUGGGAAAAUGAACCAGGUGAUUUUUUUUUUCUCCCUCUACUCAUGUUUUUAUACAUGUAAUUCAAACCAGUGACAACACAAAAGAUGUACUUGAGUUGCAGCACUGUUGUAUA